Messenger RNA from Entelurus aequoreus (snake pipefish), 6268 nucleotides. It is a transcript of the gene tmem222b, whose product is annotated as transmembrane protein 222b. The record is from RefSeq and is a predicted model, not a curated record. The transcript is spliced from 6 exons. NCBI's taxonomy places the organism in Eukaryota, Metazoa, Chordata, Actinopteri, Syngnathiformes, Syngnathidae. The coding region runs from base 92 to 643 and encodes 183 amino acids.
CUCCCUGAGUGUAUAAUUCUCCGCUUGACUGUGUUGCGUGUGAGGUAGGUGAGGUAGGUGUCGGUUGGAGUUCUGUUUCUCGUAGCUGGCUAUGGCGGAUGUUAACGAGAAAGAAACCAUGAAGAACUAUCACAUAGCGUCGGAGAAAAUCAACCCAGAGGCCAGUCGUUACCCUCACUGUAUCGUCUGGACGCCCAUACCCGUGUUGUCAUGGUUAUUUCCAAUUAUUGGACACAUGGGCAUCUGCACUUCCACUGGGAUCAUUCGAGACUUUGCUGGACCCUAUUUUGUUUCAGAGGACAACAUGGCUUUUGGGAGACCCACAAAGUACUGGAUGCUUGACAUUAGCAAAGUCUAUGCAAGUGGCUCUAAUGCCUGGGAUAGAGCCGUGCAUGACGCUUCAGAGGAGUACAAACACAGGAUGCACAACCUAUGUUGCGACAACUGCCACUCGCACGUUGCUAUGGCUCUAAAUCUGAUGCAGUAUGAAAACAGCACUUCAUGGAACAUGAUCAAGCUUUGCCUACUCGUGUUUAUCCACGGGAAACAUGUCAGCUGCGCAGGCUUCCUGAAGUCAUGGCUGCCCUUCCUCAUGCUGCUGGGCGUCAUUGUGACGGUGGUCCUCGCCAUCAACCUCCGGUGACCUGGGACGCUCCCUCAGACGUGGGAAAACAAUGCGGGUGCGAUGCCUUGCCUACGAGACUUUUAAACCUGUAAAAGCCAGGAUGUCCAAAACGUUUGUCAGUUAACACCUCUCGAUUUAGAGCAGGAGUGGGCAGGCUUUUGGGCUCUUUUAUAAAAGUGACAGAUGUGCCAGGCAUAAAGUCUAAAAUAUACUUGAAAUGUAUGAAUCAUUUUAAAAAGGGAGGCCAAAAUGCACUUUAGUGUAUGGUUGGACAGAUUAGAAAAGUCACUUUUUAAUUUGUAAAUGCCUGUUUUCUAUUUUGUGAUACUUAACAUGUGAAAUCUAGUGGAACUAAAAAGAUGGCGUUCAUUACGGGAAGGUGGAAAUAACAAAAAUAGUUACACCAUCGGACCAAACUAAACUGCAAAAUGGGCCGUACUCUACCCCAGGGCUGGGCGAUAUGGCUGAAAAAUAUCACGACAUAAGCGCUUUAUAUCGUUCGAUAUCGAUAAUUAUUGAUCAUUUUUAUGACGUACUAAAAAUAAUGACCAAGAUAAAAAUAUAUUAAAUGUAAACAUUUGUAUUUAACCUGUAACCUUCCUUGGAUUACAAUCCCCUCAUCUAUCAAGGCAGAAAGGAAAGGAAAUGUCAACACAACCAUGAAAAACAAUCAAUGUGAACCAAAUUCUAAAAUCACAUUGAACACUUAACAAUAACCUUUAAAAUGAAAGAAUAUGUAAGAAAUGCUUAAUAAAGUGUAACAAAAUAGUGCAAAGUGUGAAAUUGCAAACAUAGAGAAACCUGAGAAGAACAAUGUUUUGCAGUUUUAAUGCCAGGAAGUAACGGCCGUGUUCAGGUAAGCGCUGCUAAGGCGGUCCACAUUGAUCUGACUAUGGUCCGUUUUUUUAAAAAUCCAAAAAAACUGCCAUACUGUCGAUGUGACUUUUCCUGUUCUAUUGACAACUUCUUUGCUCUCUGCAGCACUCAUUUUCAUUUUCUCUUCUCACUUCAUGGAUAGAAUCAACCGUGAAACAACAAGAUGGCGCAACCAAACCUGAUAGUUGAUACUGUUACUUGAUUGGCUGUUAUUGUGUCACUCCUACAGAUCACUUCCUGCGUUGCUCGGUUACCAUAGCGAGUGACGUCAUGAAGCCAACUUUGCUUUGCAACUUCCAAUUUCUUCCACUAUGGAAGGGAAAAAAAAUAUCGAACAUGUUAUCGAACGCAUUUUUUAUUGAUAUAAAUUACGUGUCUAUCACGAUAUAUAUUGAUAUCAUUUUAUCGCCCAGCCCUAGUCUGCACUUCCUGAUUUUACACAUCACCACCACUGCCAGCACCACAAAACACAAUGAAAGUACCAUCUUUGAGAAAUACAUUUAUGCCUUCACUCACAAACUAACUUCCUGUUUGCUCGUUUUUCUACCAGGGAAAUCUAAAAAAAACAAAAACAUGCCUAACGCAUUUGAAGCUGUCGGUGUGCCUCUGCAGGACUACAUGCGACGCUGUUUGUGAGCAUUUUCUUACUGUAUCACUCUGUCAUCAUCGUGCCUGACGCGUGUCCACAGGGUGAAUGUCUUCUUGCCUUUUAACUGCAGGUCAGUGCAAUGAUUGUGUCACAUAGAAGCAGACACAAUUAGUGAAUGUGCCAAAUGUAUGGGCGAGGAAUGAAAUGUACUGUAAUUCCUCCUUAGAUGCACUUUUACUAUAAUUUUUCCGUUCAAACGUCAGCUUUACAGAUGCCACGUCUGCUGUUGUGCUAAUGACGUCUAGUAUGACUAAUGGGCACAUCAGUAGUUACCUCCGCCAGGAGGUUAUGUAAGCGUUGCUGUUUAGUCAGUAAAAUAACUCCAUUUUUGGCGGAUAUUCUUAAAACUUUCAGGAAAUAAGGAACAACUGAGUAGAUGUGAGGCCUGAUCCGUAUAAUUCUUCUGCGUUACUUUACGUUGUUGCUGCUCUGUGUGUGGGUUUUUGACAGACAAGAGCGUUCACUCCCGUUUAUUUCAAUCUGCUAUAGAUAACUCAAAAAGUUAUGGGUGAAUUUUCAUGAAACUUUCAGGAAAAACAGAUUUUGGGCUUGAACUGUAUAAUUUCUACUACACUACUUACAACAGCGUUUACUCCGUUUAUUUUAUUCCGCUAUAGAUAACGCAAAAAGUUAUGGCGGAUUUUCAUUUAACUUUCAAGAAAUGGGAUAAGGAACAAGUGAUGACAUUUUUGCGUUGAUCCGGAUCAUUUACACAUUACCUUACGUUUACGUUACAAGCUUCCAACUACUGUGUAUGCUAGCAGCCACGCCACAGACAGUUGAUUACUGACAAGAGGCUUCACUCUGUUUCUUUCAUUCCGCUACAAAAAGCUAAUAAAAAGUUAUGAGCAUAUUUUCAUCUACCUUUAAGGAAAUGUAAAAAGGAACAAGUUUUGGGGCUCAUCUGUACCACCGUCUGGAUUUAGGACUUUUUUUUUUUUUUUUUUUUUACAAUUGGGAGGUCUGCGUGCUUUUCUUAUGUUAUUGUGACUACAAGUAAUGUAAAAUGAGGCGUUUAUUUCCAAAAGGACCUGGCGUAUUUGUAUAGAGGCCGCUAUGAGAAGAAAUACAAACUAAUGAGAGUACUUUUUUUUUUGCAAUGACAGCACUCACAAGCUAAAUUCCACUCGAAGGCGGCUUGCUCCCAACAUCAGUUGCUAUGGCUGUCACACACAUCGCAAAUCCUCUCAUUGUUAACGAUCAAACAGAAAAGGUUUUUAAGCAGCAGGUAGCUGGGAUGGCUCUGGUUUUCAGGCUUGUCGCACCCCCCGCGCCGUUGAAUAACCUUCCUCCACACACACCAGACUAGUGUCACUCCUGCUGAUUUCCACCUCUGCAGCAGAGACCUCAAAGUCAGCAUGCAAACAUGAGUGCUGUGAUGCGAUGCUGCAAUAAUAAUCCAGGGCCAAGGCUAAAAUUGACCCAAAUUAAAUCACGUUAUUUUUCUCACCCAAUUCAGUACGUGUCCAUGCAUUAAAUUAGUUCAAUUUGGGCUCUAAAUAAGCCUCCUACAACCCAUGGAACCACCUUAAUCCGAUUGUGUUCGGUUUUGGAAAAGUCGGACUAACACACCUGGAUUAUGCAAUUGAAAACCAGGGGCCGUAUUUAUCAAGCGUCUUAGAGUGCCAUUUUACACUUAAGUCCUGAGAAUUUACGAAAUUUAGUCCUACUCUCAAACUUAAGAAUAAAAGCUAUUUAUCAACUUUCUUAAGUCUAAGAAUCACUCCUACUCUCCACGAUAUUUAAGAGACCUUCAGAGGUGUCUUAAGUGGUUAGGAGUUGCCAGCAGGGGAUGGCACUGAGGCAAGAGAGACGUGCGCGAACGUUCAGGGAGCGGAAGGAUGUCCUGGCUUUGUUUGAUGAUGAGCAGCUGAUCAAACGGUAUCGUUUAGACAGAGCGGGUAUUAUUUUUGUCACAGAUUUAAUAAUUUUCGAUUCCAUGUUGAUUUCUGCAUGUGGCUGCAGUGGGCUAGUAUAUAUAGAGCCACCCACACCAGUUUCAAAUCAGUUGCCUAAUUAAUGAAUUGGAAAGAAAAUGUUAUGAGAGUAGCGUAUGUGUGUGUGUGGCCCUUUAACAGGUGACAGCAUGUGAGGUGAGUGACGUCAGUGAGUGUGUGGGCGAGAGAAGAAAGGGAGCGGUAGCAUGAGUGCGGGCGGGGACUAGUUUGUUUUGUAUUAUUUUGUAGUUUAGUGUCAAAAUAUACACUCCCAUUGUCCACUUAAAUAUUUCUAAGAUAUUUCUUUAUUCUUAGACAAGGGAUUCCCUUCCGUGAUUGGUCAUUUCUAUGGACACAGAAAUUAUGUCACCUAAAAUUCCGUUUACGGCACAUAGUAAUGUUGUAAUUCAGCUCUGAGUGUGACACUUAAGAUUCAGUCCUACACUUCGCUGAAAGUGUGAGUAAGACGCUUGAUAACUAACUUUUAAGUGCAGCUUUCAGCGAAGAAUUAAUUUACUCUUAAGUCAACUCUUAGCAGACUUCUUAGGAGUAAUUCUAAGAAGCUUGAUAAAUACGGCCCCAGAUCUCUCGAGUGGGUGUGCCCCACCGGAGGGGACCCUUCGUAUCGCGCAUGCGCUAGUCUCAAAACACAGCAUAUUACCCGGAAGGAGGUACCAUUCAAUUUAAAUAUAAGCAACAAUUGCAAUGAAGAGGAGACUUGUUUAUUUGCUUUACAACUAAAUAAAAAAAACCUGACUAUUUUGAAAUGCAUUGAUGGAAGAAAAAGAGAAACUGAUUUAAGAAAGUAGCUAAGGAAAUGUAGAAUGCCGGCUUAUUUCGGACUCCCGAACGUAAUACGAAUGAAAUGAAAGAGAAUGAAGCAGGUAUAUUAAAAGCGACUGAUAAAGCGUACACUAACCUCUUCACAAAACGGAUUAGCAAUAACUUUGUAUUCCACACAACAGGCAAAAUAGUCCAGAAAAAAAGCAACCUUCAUCUGGAACAGUAUCGACAAAGGUUUUUUCCUUCAAAUAUUAAACUCCCGUCAAACUACAGAGCUUUAUGAGUGAACCCAGAGACAUUGGAUAGUUUUGUUUUCAUGAUUCUCCGUCUGAGAAUUCCUUCGAAAAAAAAAUUAUUUCCUGCCAGUCAUCUGGUCCAAAAACCUUCUUGGUAGUAGCGCAAUAUAAAAUAAUAUUUUGAUGCUGUCUGCUAUUCACAUUAGCAUAGCCAUUAGAGAUGUAAUAUUGCUAGUCCAUGCCAAUAUUACAGCGGACAUCAGGUACAACGGCGCUAAACUGAGCCGCAGUUGCCUUGUGUGAUGUAAUAGGUCCACCGGAAAACCAAUACAUUUAUCUGCACUAAAAAUUAAACAAGUGCCCCCCACUGUACGGAAGACACCAUGUAUGACCAAUAGUUGCAUUAGAGUGUGUGCAUGGACACUGGGACUUCACACGCAGGUCAAAAUACAAAAAAAUGAUCUAUUAGAGAAAUCAGACUAAUUUAGUGCAUGGAAACGUAGUAUGUCCGAUAAGGCAUUAAGUGACCUCCAGCUCUGCCUCAAUUCAUAAAGCAGGAACUAUUUUGUGAGCCUUUUAUUCAAUUUUGUCCAGGGGGGUUCUAUAUGGAUGCCCAAACCGCAAAUAUAGUUACAGCUAGUCUUUUUUUUAUUUUUAUAAACUAGCUACAUUUUCACAACCAAAUAUAAAAUAUGGGGUUUUACUUUGUUAAAUGUAUGGAGACAAUGCACUAAAACAUAAAAAUGUGUUUAGGAAACUAACUUGUAUUCAUUUAGCUUCUAACAUGCAUGCAAAAUCGAGCGUAAACUCGUAAAAUGUGCGCACGGGUCCUUUUUAAUUACGUAGCAAUACUGGUGGAAAUCAUUUUGAGAGGUUCUUAGAAGCUGCCCGCUGCUGUGCCUUGUAACCAGGAGCCUGGUCGUGGAAUGCGGAGACCUGUGGUCCGCUGACAAAAGACAGUGGGGACGCCAUUAUGAGUGCCACUAUCAAUAUAUACUUAGGUCUAGUCUGGAGAGUUCUAAACUCUUUUAUAGUCUAAUCCGGAGAACAUGUCACAUGCUGCACACCGUAGCUCCAUGCGGAGGUACUCUGUGAUUAAGAAUGUAUUUAUGAACACGUGUAUAUAUAUACAUAUAUAUAUAUAUACCAAUAAAGAUGUCUA